Molecule: messenger RNA, 2588 nt
Organism: Bombus impatiens (common eastern bumble bee)
Lineage: Eukaryota; Metazoa; Arthropoda; Insecta; Hymenoptera; Apidae
Gene: Vps2
Product: charged multivesicular body protein 2a
Exons: 5
Coding region: 394-1077 (227 amino acids)
Biological process (GO): late endosome to vacuole transport; endosome transport via multivesicular body sorting pathway; protein transport
Cellular component (GO): multivesicular body; ESCRT III complex
Source: RefSeq, a predicted model, not a curated record
UGUUUACAUAUAUUUGUAAUUCUAUGGUAUCGUCACGAAGGGAAGUGAUGCGUAAAUUCCAUAUAACCAUAUUCAUACGAUAUUCGUGCGAUAUAUCAUGAUAACGUUAUAUUAUCUCUUAUACUUUAAGAAAAACUAAAAUGUCAGAAUCAAAAUGAUCUGUAAUACACAGUUACAUGCAGUAGUAUUUGUUACAAUAUUUGACCUGUGACUUAUUAUUUUGUGACUCAUCAGUCUGUCAAAUCAAACUCCUGAUCUUGAUAUAAACUUCCUAACCUAUAAAACGUCAUUUUCAAACGAUCAAGCAUUCUAUUAUAAUUUUCUUUAUUCAUAUCUUCCGAGAUAGUCUCUAAUAUAAUUAGGUGAAGUUGCAAUAGUAUUUCUACUCUAAUCAUGGAGUGGUUAUUUGGGAAACGUAUUACUCCUGAGGAGAUGCUCAGGAAAAAUCAGAGAGCUUUAAACAAAGCUAUGCGAGAUCUUGACAGAGAGAGAAUGAGGAUGGAGCAACAAGAAAAAAAGAUCAUUGUGGAUAUAAAGAAACUUGCUAAAGAUGGGCAAAUGGAUGCAGUGAAGAUUAUGGCUAAAGAUCUUGUAAGAACUAGACGUUAUGUGAAAAAAUUUAUGUUGAUGAAAGCAAAUAUCCAAGCAGUUUCUUUAAAGAUUCAAACAUUGCGUUCACAAAACACAAUGGCACAAGCAAUGAAGGGAGUCACAAGAGCCAUGCAAAAUAUGAACAAACAAUUAAAUCUUCCUCAAAUACAAAAAAUAUUACAAGAGUUUGAAAAGCAGUCAGAAAUAAUGGAUAUGAAAGAGGAAAUUAUGAAUGAUGCUAUUGAUGACGCGAUGGAAGAUGAGGGUGAUGAAGAGGAAAGUGAUGCUAUUGUGUCGCAAGUUUUGGACGAAUUGGGUCUCCAAUUGACAGAUCAAUUGUCAGGUUUACCUCAAGCAUCCGGUUCAUUAAAUGUAUCAAAUUCCAAGCAACCAGUUGCGACUGCGACAGGGAAUGACGAAGGUGGAAAUUUGACAGAUGCGGAUGCAGAUCUGCAAGCUAGGCUCGAAAAUUUAAGACGUGAAUAAGAACACAUUUCUAUAUAGAUGACAAAUGUAUAAAAGAUGUAAAGGAAAGAAUUGGUUUUAUAAACAUUAAUUUUAGGAUUGCUUUACGAUUUUAGUUAGAGAUAUGAAUGUUUUAUCAUAGCACUUGUUUUUCAAUCCGUUCACUUAAAUAAUCGAUUUAUAAAAAAUAAGAAGAAUGUUAUAUUUCUAUCGCUUAAAACAAUUAUGAAUUCAUGAAAUAUGAAUGAUGAAGAAACAGAGGCAUAUAACUUCGUUAUGUAUUAAUCUGUAUUGUUACUUUUUUUAUAAAAAAAAAAGAAAAAUGAAAGGACUUUAAGAUGGUAUCUUGAAGUUUCUGUGCAUAUUUUAUUUGCACAGGAUAAUUUUGUAAAGUGGAUAACUUAUACUUAAAAUGCUUAUCAAAUAUAUUAUGAUAAGAUACUUACUUAUUAUAUUUUGAUAAAUGCAUGUACAUAGAUUUACUUGAGAAAUUUGUAAUUUACGUACAUGUACAUAUACGCUUUCAUUUUUUUAGGAAAUAUUGUACACUUACCGUAAAAGUAAAUAAAGGAAAUAUGUUAGCAGUUUUUAUAUGAAAAAAAACAGCAUAUAAAUUAUAUGCUCGCAUAUUCAAAAGGAGUACACUAAAUAAGUUUGUUCACUGCUUUUAUCAAAACUUAAUCUUUCAGUGCCUCAUAAUAUAUCUACUUUUGAUAAUUAUGUAAUAGUAAAAAUUAUAUAUUGUUCACAGGCAUAAUAACCGUAUUAAUAAAAUUUAUUUAUAAAUUGUAUUAACUACAACAACGUAAUCCGUAUUAUGUAUUAACAAAUUUGUUGAUAGAAAUGCAGUGAAACAAGAUUGUGCAAUGAUGUAUUAAAUAUGUGGAUAACACACACACAUACACGCAUAUAUAUAUAUAUAUAUAUACAUACAGUAAAUCGCUUAAUAAUGAAAAUAUUAACAACAAUUAAAACUAUUGGUAAUUAUAAAUAAACGAAAGACAUAAUUAAAAUGCAUUCUUUAAUACCUUGCUGAUAUAAGUAAUUAAACAUAUUAUAACUUACCUCUAAAAACUACUAUUAAAAACAACCGGUUAGAGAGAUUGAAAACAGUCCAUUUUAAAUAAAUUAAAACAAUUUGGCAAAUUAAACUAAAUUAAAGCAAUUAAAAUAAUUUUUCUGUAUUACUACUGAAAAUAUUUAAAAACUCACAAAACGGAUUAAUAUUUUUCAAAAUCGCCUGGAGUAGUAUUCAUUUCCAAAGGGUAUCAUAGUCAAUAAUUCUGUGAGAAAUAUGAAAUAUUAUCUCUAUUAAACAAAAUGUACAUACACAUAAUAAUGCGCAUUGGAUAAUGAUUUUAAUAUCUUGAUCGUGAAAUACAGGUAUAAAAUAGUAGUCUGGUCUGGUUUCGAACAUGGCCUAGCUAGACGUUCAAAAUGAAUACGAACGUUUAAUUAAUUGAUCGAAGUGCACUGAAUCGAUAAUUCGGUAUCGUUAUAGAAAGUUUCAAUAAACGUAUUUAUGUAACGUG